UUUUGUGAGUGUUUAUUCGACAGUAGACCAACACAUAGGCUUGUUACCGUGUUGUACCCUUUUAUCAUGGAUUUUGCGUGAUAUUUAGUCUCGGGGAUAUUUUGUCGGAGGAUCAAAAAUCCUGAUACUCAAAUUAAUUCAUCAAAAAAAACUUACUUGAAUUUCUUUUUUCCCUCCAUCAAAAUUUUCACAAAAACACACCGUCUCCAUUCUUGAAUUUUCGUUUGUCAAUUUUUCCUUCACAUUCAAAAAUUUAUUUCCAAAAUUCUCCGGAUCAAAUUCCGCCUGAAAGAUCAUUUUAUAAUUUAUUCAAAAUUUUUCACGUCUAAAAAAAACAAACUUGAAGUUAGCCUCAAAAAACUGCGACAAAAUUCAGUUCAAUAAAACCUUUCGGCUCAAAAUUUCUUCCAAUGGACAAAUCUGUUUGUGGAUGUGAUCAACCAAAACUUGUACCUUCUCAAUAUUACCAAGAAGUCGGUGCAGAAUUGUUGGGGAAUAAAAUCCGGGUCAGAAUUGAGCGGGACAAGAACAAAUUGUCCAAAUUAAAAAAAUUGAAGGAAAAGUCUAAAGAAUGGGACCCGCCGUGUGUUUGCUUAGAAGUAAAUAACCCCAAGCCUCCCAAAGAACCUCGCAUCCAAGGACCCAAAAUUAUAAAUGUUGGAGAUAGCGAAAUAAUAUUCCGCUUGAAUUCGCGCUGCCGUUUGUCCUGCGAAGAUCAAAAUUAUUCUUCUCAGUUGGUUUCUUCUGGUGAUAAUUUUAAAUUGGCCAUUUCAAAGCCUAAAAAGCAGGAUGAUAAAAUUCAAGUGUUUUCACGAUUGGAUCACCUUGAUAAGCAUGACGUUUAUCAAGACCACGCGACAGUUAUUUACCCCAAAAUUAAAGUUUUUACUGCUCCGCCUCCUUCUCUGUCGCCCCCUGCGGCCAUUUCGCCGGCUGUUGUGCCUCCAGCGCCACCUGAAGUUAAAUUACCUGAAGUAGAAGUGAUAAAACCUGAAAAAAAAUAUACAUGUAAUCAUAACGAUGACGAUGAUGACCUCAACAUUGAGAAUACGGCCAACAAUUCUCAAGAGACUUUAGCUAAAAGAGCUACUGUACCCAACACCGACUACCGAAAGGAAUGA
Messenger RNA from Cotesia glomerata, 1121 nucleotides. RefSeq lists its product as uncharacterized. The transcript has 4 exons. Bases 411 to 1121 code for a protein of 236 amino acids. The record is from RefSeq and is a predicted model, not a curated record. NCBI's taxonomy places the organism in Eukaryota, Metazoa, Arthropoda, Insecta, Hymenoptera, Braconidae.